CUCUUCCCAAUUGAAAAACCUUUAAAUCCCAUUAUCAGCUGUUUCAAGUUGACCAAGUUUUUUUCUUAUGGUCCUUUUCCCCUAUUUUCUUCUUUUGAUUAUACAUUUUUUUAACUCGAUUUUGUUCAAAGUCUUCUUCCCUUUUUGUUAACAUUAUUGUCUUACAUUUUUUGAAAGCGAGGUUGUAAUUUUUAUUAAGAGAUUCGUAAUACCUUUGUGAAGAGCACAUGCUUUUUUUCUUAGAUCAUUUUUGAGAUAGAAUCAGAAAACAGAGGAAGUGAUUAGAGGUUCUUUGUUGGUUUGAAGAUGAGUUCAAGAACUGGAGCCUUUAUGCUCCUGAUCAUGUUUUUCUUCCAAAUUUGUUCUGUUUCUGCGCUCACAAAUGGUUUAGACUCUUCUGCUUUAAAUGCUCUGAAGGCUGAAUGGACCAGUCCUCCUGAUGGUUGGGAAGGCUCUGAUCCUUGUGGAACCAAUUGGGUUGGAAUUACAUGUCAAAAUGAUCGCGUCGUUUCAAUAUCACUAGGCAACCUAAACUUGGAAGGAAAGCUUCAGCCCGAUAUUUCGUUCUUGUCCGAGUUGCGGAUCUUGGAUUUGUCUUACAAUCCUAAAUUAUCCGGACCGCUUCCACCAAAUAUCGGUAACCUUGGGAAGUUGAGGAACUUGAUCCUUGUGGGAUGUAGUUUCAGUGGUCAAAUCCCUGAGUCCAUUGGAAUGCUAAAAGAACUUAUAUAUCUCUCCCUAAAUUUAAAUCAAUUUAGUGGAACAAUUCCGGCUUCAAUUGGCCAGUUAUCAAAACUAUAUUGGUUCGAUAUAGCAGACAAUCAGAUUGAAGGAGAGCUUCCAGUUUCUAAUGGGACUUCUUCACCUGGACUUGACAUGCUUCUUCAAACUAAGCAUUUUCAUUUUGGAAAAAACAAGCUUUCGGGCAAGAUCCCAAAAGAACUUUUCAGUUCAAACAUGACUUUGAUACAUGUGCUAUUCGAUGGAAACCAGUUCACGGGCGAAAUCCCAGAGACCCUCAGUCUCGUUAAAACGUUGACGGUGUUACGCCUUGAUAGGAACAAACUCAUUGGAGAUAUUCCUUCAAAUCUUAAUAAUCUCACAAACCUUAAUGAACUGUACUUGGCCAACAACAGAUUUACUGGUACUCUUCCAAAUUUAACAAGCUUGACCAAUCUCUACACAUUUGAUGUGAGCAAUAACACUUUGGAUUUCUCACCCAUUCCAUCAUGGAUCUCUUCAUUACCCUCCUUAUCAACAUUAAGGAUGGAAGGGAUCCAACUUAAUGGUGCAAUACCAAUAUCAUUUUUCAGCCCUCCUCAGUUGCAGACUGUAAUUUUAAAGCGCAAUAGUAUAGUGGAAACCUUAGAUUUUGGUACAGACUUUAGCAGUCAGUUGGAGUUUGUGGAUUUACAAUACAAUGAAAUAACUGAUUAUAAACCAGCAGCUAAUAAAGUCCUCCAAGUAAUAUUGGCAAAUAAUCCAGUGUGCCUAGAGGUGGGAAACGGGCCGAAUUACUGCUCAGCAAUCCAACACAAUACCUCAUUUUCUACACUCCCAACAAACUGUCCACCCUGUGAUAAGGGCAUGGAACCAAGUCCUACGUGCAGCUGUGCGUAUCCAUUCACGGGAACACUCUACUUCCGGUCACCUUCCUUCUCAGGGUUGUUCAACUCCACUAACUUCUCAAUUCUACAGAAGGCAAUAGCGGAUUUCUUUAAGAAGUUCAAUUAUCCUGUAGACUCCGUGGGUGUCCGAAACAUAAGAGAGAAUCCAACUGAUCAUCAACUUCUAAUAGAUCUAUUAGUCUUUCCAUUGGGCAGGGAGAGUUUUAAUCAGACAGGAAUGUCACUUGUUGGUUUUGCAUUUAGCAACCAGAGUUAUAAGCCUCCUCCGAUAUUUGGCCCUUACAUUUUCAAAGCCGAUUUGUAUAAACAGUUCUCUGGUGUAGAAGGUUCAUCAAAGUCAUCAAACAAAAGCAUUCUCAUCGGAGCAGUAGUUGGUGCUGUUGUUCUUCUACUGUUGUUAACAAUAGCUGGGAUUUACGCUCUUAGGCAGAAGAAGAGAGCAGAGAGAGCAACUGGUCAAAAUAAUCCUUUUGCCAAGUGGGAUACGAGUAAGAGCAGUAUCGAUGCUCCACAACUAAUGGGAGCAAAAGCGUUUACUUUUGAUGAGCUAAAGAAAUGUACAGACAACUUUUCAGAGGCAAAUGAUGUUGGGGGUGGAGGUUAUGGCAAGGUGUACAGAGGAAUUCUUCCCAAUGGACAACUCAUAGCAAUCAAAAGGGCUCAACAAGGAUCUUUGCAAGGAGGGUUGGAGUUCAAAACUGAGAUUGAGCUUCUUUCAAGGGUCCAUCAUAAGAAUGUUGUCAGACUCUUAGGCUUCUGCUUUGAUCGAAAUGAACAAAUGCUCGUAUACGAGUACAUUUCAAAUGGGUCUCUUAAAGAUAGUUUGUCAGGGAAGAGUGGAAUUCGAUUAGAUUGGACAAGAAGGCUUAAAAUAGCACUUAGUUCAGGCAAAGGCUUGGCUUAUCUUCAUGAACUUGCUGAUCCUCCAAUUAUACAUAGAGACAUCAAAUCAAAUAACAUCUUACUUGAUGAAAAUCUAACUGCAAAAGUUGCUGAUUUUGGCCUCUCCAAACUUGUGGGAGACCCUGAGAAAACUCAUGUGACAACACAAGUCAAAGGAACCAUGGGGUACCUUGAUCCAGAGUACUACAUGACGAAUCAAUUGACGGAGAAGAGCGAUGUGUAUGGGUUUGGUGUGGUGAUGCUGGAGCUAUUAACCGGUAGAAGUCCUAUAGAGAGAGGCAAAUAUGUGGUGAGAGAGGUGAAAACAAAGAUGAAUACAUCGAGGAAUUUGUAUGACCUACAAGAAUUGUUGGACACAACGAUCAUCGCAAGCAGUGGGAAUCUGAAAGGGUUUGAGAAGUAUGUAGACUUGGCUUUGAGAUGUGUGGAGGAGGAAGGAGUUAAUAGGCCAUCAAUGGGUGAGGUUGUGAAAGAGAUUGAGAACAUAAUGCAGCUUGCGGGUUUAAAUCCUAACUCGGAUUCAGCUACGAGUUCAAGAACGUAUGAAGACGCAAUCAAAGGAUCUGGUGAUCCUUAUGGCAGUGAAUCGUUUCAGUACAGUGGGAAUUUCCCAGCUUCAAAGCUUGAGCCCCAAUGAUUGAUUAUGUCUUCCUUUUUUCUUUUUGUUAUUUCGUAAGUGACUUCACUUGAAAUGCCUUGUGAAUGUGGAGUAGCAUGAUUUUGAUAUGUUUGUUAUGUGGUCGUUGACUAUAAAGCAGAGGAAGUAAGAUACAUGUAAUGAAUAUAUUAAUUCUUGUUGAGAA
Messenger RNA from Arabidopsis lyrata subsp. lyrata, 3334 nucleotides. RefSeq names its product probable leucine-rich repeat receptor-like protein kinase At5g49770. The record is from RefSeq and is a predicted model, not a curated record. Gene Ontology annotation, biological process: protein phosphorylation. Gene Ontology annotation, molecular function: ATP binding; protein binding; protein kinase activity. NCBI's taxonomy places the organism in Eukaryota, Viridiplantae, Streptophyta, Magnoliopsida, Brassicales, Brassicaceae. The transcript has 19 exons. The coding region runs from base 307 to 3168 and encodes 953 amino acids.